AUGGCGACUCAGGCUCUCCUCUCCGGGCGGCAGCUGCUGGGCCGCCCCGUGCAGUCGGCCGUCUCCAGGUCGUCGGCGAGGAAGGCGCCCUUCGUCGUCAGGGCCAGCUCCAGCCCUCCAGCCAAGCAAGGUGCCGACAGGCAGCUGUGGUUCGCGUCCAAGCAGUCCCUCUCCUACCUCGAUGGCACGCUGCCCGGCGACUAUGGGUUCGACCCGCUGGGGCUCUCGGACCCGGAGGGCACCGGCGGCUUCAUCGAGCCCAAGUGGCUGGCCUACGGCGAGGUGAUCAACGGGCGCUUCGCCAUGCUGGGCGCGGCGGGCGCCAUCGCCCCGGAGGUCUUCGGCAAGCUGGGCAUCAUCCCGCCGGAGACCGCGCUGCCGUGGUUCAAGACGGGCGUCAUCCCGCCCGCGGGCACCUACAACUACUGGGCCGACUCCUACACGCUCUUCGUCUUCAACAUGGCGCUCAUGGGCUUCGCCGAGCACCGCCGCCUCCAGGACUGGUACAACCCCGGCUCCAUGGGCAAGCAGUACUUCCUCGGCCUCGAGAAGUUCCUCGCCGGCUCCGGCGACCCGUCCUACCCCGGCGGGCCCCUCUUCAACCCGCUCGGCUUCGGCAAGACCGAGAAGGAGUUGAAUGAGCUCAAGCUCAAGGAGAUCAAGAACGGCAGGCUCGCCAUGCUCGCCAUCCUCGGCUACUUCAUCCAGGGGCUCGUCACCGGCGUCGGCCCGUUCCAGAACCUGCUCGACCACCUCGCCGACCCCAUCAACAACAACGUGCUCACCAGCCUCAAGUUCCACUAG
Molecule: messenger RNA, 804 nt
Organism: Miscanthus lutarioriparius
Lineage: Eukaryota; Viridiplantae; Streptophyta; Magnoliopsida; Poales; Poaceae
Source: the annotation of a GenBank genome assembly